Ilex paraguariensis (yerba mate) is the source of this 330-nucleotide messenger RNA. NCBI's taxonomy places the organism in Eukaryota, Viridiplantae, Streptophyta, Magnoliopsida, Aquifoliales, Aquifoliaceae. The record is from the annotation of a GenBank genome assembly.
AUGACUGGGGAAAAUGAACCGCCUCCACAGGCAGGUGAAAGGAUUCUAUGUCGUCACCCAUUUAAUGAGUCCAAGAGAGCAUAUGUGGUGCCAAAGCGUGUAGAGGAGCUUCUAAAGUGUUAUUGGCCUGGCAACUCAGACCAAGAAAGAGAAGAGUUACCACCGCUUAAAGAAAUCAGGAAUCGUUGUAUUAAACAACUGGAGCAAAUGCGGCCCGAUCACAUGAGGAGAUUGAACCCAACACCCUACAAGGUUAGUGUGAGCGCAAAACUGUACGACUUUAUUCAUUUCCUAUGGCUCAAUGAGGCACCUGUUGGGGAGUUGCAGUGA